GUAAAGCACAUUGAGUUACCUUGUGCAUGAAAUGCGCUAUAUAAAUAAAUUUGCUUUGCUUUGCUUUUAAAAAUAAAAAAAAAAAGGGAACAGAUCUUAAGUGACAGUGCCAAUUUAGGAAUUUUUUAUUUUUUUAUUUUUAUUUUUUAAAAUUCUUUCUUUUAAGACCACUAUUUCCUUUAAAUGGUUUCUGCAUGCCAGUUGAAAUGUUGGAUCACAUGUUGGUUUGAAGUGAUUCUUUGGUAUAAAAACUCCUUUGUGAACUAAUUGCACAAAACCACGCUUAUCAAGGCUUCCAUCGGGUAUCUUAUUUAAAAUAUAAUUUGCCUCCCAUCAAUCCUAGCAACGCUGUUUCAUCCAAUUCCUCCAUUUUGGUAGCUGAGCCGUGACGUUUGCCUCAGUAAAAUCUGUGUACCAGGAAAUCGUGCACUGAUAAAGGUUAUGCGUUGUUUGGAACACAAAUGCGAUUAAAAUGCAAAAAUGUGUUUGUAAUAAAUUAACCGAGAUAAAUGCAAGAGUGGUUAGCACAUCUGCCUCACAGUUCUGAGGACCCGGGUUCAAAUCUGGCCCCGCCUGUGGUGGAGUUUGCAUGUUCUACCCGUGCCUGCGUGGGUUUUCGCCGGGUACUCCGGUUUCCUCCCACAUCCCCAAAACAUACAUAGGUUAACUGAGGAGUCUAAAUUGUCCGUAGGAAUGAAUGUGAGUGUGAAUGCUUGUUUCUUUCUAUGUGCCCUGUGAUUGGCUGGCGACCAGUCCAGGGUGUACCCUGCCUCUCGCCCAAAGAUGGCUGGGAUGGGCUCCAGCAUGUCCGCGACCCUAGUGAGGAUAAGCGGUGCGGAAAAUGAAUGACUCCUACAAAUACAAAAUACAGACAAAAUCUUAAUCUCCAAUCAAAAUACACCAUAGCUCCCUUCAGAUUGGUACUUUGCAUACAGAAAAUGUUGAUUAAAGCUGUUAGAGAUGGGGGUGAGGGGGGGGGGGAUGUUCAUAAAGUAAAGCACAUUGAGUUACCUUGUACAUGAAAUGCGCUAUAUAAAUAAAUUUGCUUUGCUUUGCUUUGCUUUAAAAAAAAAAAGGGAAAAAAAGAGGGGGGAAAAGCUGCUUGGUGCAUGCAAUUUGAUUUCGCCUCCCGGCUGCCAAGCCGCGUAGGCGACAGUUGUCUUUGCGUCCGGUGUCAACGUAUUGUAAGUCACUAAUAUUCACCUCCAUGGCAGUGAAUAAACUACACUUCUUAACAUGCUACUUACACAUAUUGGUUACGUUAUCACGACGGGAGGCUGAGGAGCGGGUAGGAAAAGCAUGAUUCUAAUUGCUACGCUAUCGUGUCAUGAAGUCGCAAAACACCAAAAUAAGUGAUUGGGUGAUACAGUACACUUGUCACAUAGGUCUGUCUGGAACCGCGAUAUAGCAGAGAGUAACCAAGCUUUAACAACAAGAUAACAAGGCGACUAAUACACGUGUGGAGAUAUAAAGGUAAAAUAAAUCACGGCCUCACAAGACGCACCCUGAACCGGAAAUGAAUUAAUACGUCACAGGAGACGUCAUCUGAGAACGAGGUCAGGUUAAAAGUUAAUAAUCUUAUUAAUAAUAAUAAAUAUGUAUUUAUUAUAUAAGAAAUAUAAAUAUUAUAUAUUUAUUAUUAAGAAAAGAUAACCUUGAUUUGUCCCACAAGGGGGACAUUUCCAUCGUUUCAAUAGCAAUAGUGGCUACAGUAAAUAUAGAUAUAUAAUAUAAAUAUUAGGCUAAUUGAGUUAAUUGCCCAUAGGUGUGAAUGUGAGUGCGAAUGGUUGUUUGUUUAUAUGUGCCCUGCAAUUGGCUGACAACCAGUUCAGGGUGUACCCCGCCUCCUGCCCGACGACAGCUGGGAUAGGCUCUAGCACGUCCACGACCCUAGUGAGGAGAAGCGGAACGGAAGAUGAAUGAAUGAAUAUAAAUAUUAUGCUUGAGAAGACAUACACAAGUACAGUCAGAAAAUAGAAAUCUAAACUAUUGUCCAUGCAUAAACUAUCCAAUUCAAUCUAUCAGCAGAGUUAUUUGUUGCAAAAUAGAGUGCUGUGUUUUAAUUGACUUUUGAGAUCUGAUAAAUCGGAUUUAAUAGAAUUGCUUUUUUUUUAAGGUUGACAACAGAAUUGGUAAAGGCGAAUUAAUCCAUAGACACAGAUAUUUUUGACGAUGGCAUGUCAAAAUCUCAUAUACUUUGAUUCAGGCUGCAACUGAUUCCGCCAUUACAAGGUUGAUGCAAUAAAAACAUUAAAAUAACAAAUACCAAAGCCAUGAUUCAUUAAUGAUUAUAGAAUAAUGAUUAUGUUGUCCAAUUGAACAGUAUGCAGAAUUAUUUUAUCCUAUUACAAAAUCUACUGCAAUAACUCCCCUGCAGUAAUGUGCUUGACAAAAUUUUGAAUAUAUGGAAAUUUGGAUAAAUUGUUUGGGAAGUGAUUUUCUAUAGGGUGGCAGCUCUGAAGGCUUUAAAACAGGAUGUUCGGAGGAAAAUGGCCACUGAACUUAGCAUGUCACACAGAGUGUCAUUGCAGGUUGCAGCAGAGAUACAGAGAUCUCAGUGCGUGUGUUCGGAAAAUUCAAUCUGAUGCCCUAACUCGUUUCUGAACGGUGCAGAGUGUAGCGUAUUUUGUUUUGAAUAACAGCGUAAUUAAUUUGGAAAGGGGGUCGGAGGGUAAACGCCUGCGUUUCCCUCAGAGGCAAUUCAAGCAAACGUUAGAAUGUUACAAUCAAAGCUAUCUUUGUCUCAUAUAGGGCACCACAUCUCUUUAUAUUUAUAGUUUUUAGGGAAAGUGACGAAAAAAACUCUUUAUCAAUCUCUGUUCUCUAGAAGGCUCGCUGCAUUCAAUAGGAUGGUAGUUCUCAAUUUCACCGGUUAAAUGUUGCACUCAAACACACACAGUACACAACAGGAGGUUUAAUUUAGAGCAAGUUUAAUUAAAACUACAGGGAAAUUCAGGGAACAGAUGCAGAGGGACUUGACUAUGAAAAUCACAGGUAAACAUAUAUAAAGAACAAGUUAUAGGACGAAUGGCUGAAAUCGUGACAUGAGCGUGAAAUGAGUUGAUGCGUGUUGAGCGAUGAUAAAGCUGUGAAUGUCCGUGAUUGUUAGUUUAAUCUCAAAUUGUUAUGCACUAAUUUGUACUUGGUAAACAGCAAGGUGCACUCACGUUAGGCAGAUCAAGCUAGUCAAGCGGGUCUUCCGAUGUCUCGACAGGACGCCGACAGGUUGAUUUGAAGAAAAAGGGGAAAAACAGCAGGGGACUAAAACACAAGAAGAAGGUUGCUUGCCACGCGCUUACAGGGUAAAUUGCGCACGAAAAUCCUUCCUACCUGGGCAAACUUGCUGGCCACUCAAACUCUUGCGCUAGAAGAAGCGUAGGUGAGAGGUUGUGCAGAGUAGUCUCUUUGUCAUCAGUUCUUAGUGUGAUAUCUGUUAGAUCUAUAUAUAUGUUAUAGGAAAUAUCCGUUACAGGAGUGUGGCAGAGAGUGCUCCGAGGAUAUUUUGAAACGCACUUCAGAUACGCCAGUGCGCAGUAGCAGCCCGGCCAUAACCGUAGUAUAUACGUGGCGGCCGUGUUGGGGAGGUCAUGACAUUGCGUGGGUCUGCAAGUAAUGUCCGUAUGGAAAACAAACGGCGGCGUGCGCAAACAUGGUUCUGUUGGCGUUUCGACGCAAACAUUUCGGGUCAACCCAUUUUUGUGAUUGACUCAACCGAGUUAGUUGACUUUUUUUUCAUAGCCCUAGUUCAAGGUAAAGAUUAUAGUGCAUUUUAGGUUCAUUCUGAAAUUUAGCCCGAAAGCAGAAUAUCCCUAACCUUUUGUGAGUAGUGUACAAUGGAGACCAUAUUUUUAUCUUAUUACUUACUUAUUGAGUCAUUUAUAACACCACCUAGAACUCGUAUUGAUGAUUUACUUGUGAUAAUGGCAAUCAUUUUUGGCCAAGGGCAUUUUUUUUGUCAUGAGUGCUUUCUGUUGAUAACAGCUCACAGACACACAGAGAGAGGAAAUGCAGAAGCACAGAGAAGCAGCGCAAAAAGAUGCUGUCACUCGAAGGUUGAAGGGAAAUGGAAGACUGGCAUAUGUGCAAACAAUUCUACACAGUGUUCAGGUACUUGAGAUUUGAUGAUGAAUUCACCAACAUUGGAGGUCUUACUUCAGGAAUUGAAAGUUGCCCCAAAAUCUUUGGAUUCCUCUAACUCCAGUGAAUCUAGUCAGCGAAGUAUAAAUACUGUGGCAGAAAUUAAUAGUCCCCUCGUUAGUCCAUUGUCAUCAACAUCAAAUAGUGCCUUUUUCAGCUCUCAUGUGACGCCUCAACCAAGUCACAAGGGAGGGUGCCUUGUUGAGCAUCAUGAAAACCAACAUCCCUCUCAACCAAGCUCCUUUAAUAGUGCGAAUCCCUGCUCUGUAUCCUUUGGCGAUGUGACUCAUGCCAUUAUAGAAAACACCACCAGUCUUUCAGGAAGUCUUGAUAUAAGGAGUGUUAGCCAUUGCCCACAAGGAACUAAUAAUACAACUGACUUUUUCCUUCCCAAGACCUCAAAGACAAUGGCCAAAAUGUCAGAUAUCAUUAGCUACCCUCCCAUAGAUGGAGAGGAAUUGGAGAGAAGUGGACAAGAGUCAUCCUUUUCUCACGAUUUUCUCGCAAAGAGUGACAGUAGUUGUUCCAUAUUUCCGGAGGAUUCAAUCAGAAGUGAUAAUUUUCCUGAAUACCAAAGUGAAAAUGGUCAAAUGGACAUUGCUGAGAGUCAAGAUAAUCUUCCCCCCUGUGCUGUACUUAGCAUGAAGGAACGCCCCAAAAUUAGGCAUGUGGUGGUCCCCGUCCCCUUUUUGGACAGCUGUAGCUCUUCAAACAUUCUUGAGCUACCUCAAACACCAAGCAUUGAUUGUUUUUGUGCUGAUCAGCUUAUUCAAAGCAAUCAAGGAAAUACCGAAUCCAUGAACACGCAAGGACCCCAAACACAAUUAAAGUCUCCCAAUCGGCCAAGCCUCCAGGACCUGCUGAGAAAAUCUCAGGAGUAUCGCCGGCAACAGCGCUUGCUUAGGAACCAAGCCAAAAAUGCUAGAAUCCAGGAGCGAGCACAAGAACAACCAAGAGUGGAGGAGAAGAGCCUCUCUGAUAAGGAGAACAAUGAAUUUCACGAUAAAAGUACAGAGGGUAUAAAAACUAAACAGAAGAGUUUUUUCAAAACAAUGAAUACUACCUGCCAAAAAUCAGAUAAAAACAAACCAGUGUUUCUGGAUGAGUUGGUCAGCAAAAAGGCAAACCAUGAUUCUGAAAGAGUAUCUGACCAAAUCACCCUUCCUUACCAACAGCCGUUGUCGCAAUUACAAACUCAAGAAGUCUAUCACCUGACCAGUGAUCAGACAACCACAGACCCAUUUACUUCUGUGGAAGGGCGUGGAAUCUUUCACUCUAUCCCAGUGCCUAAUUUCUGCCAGAGUCCUGUUUACAGUAAGGGCUCUAGUAGUUUACCCGAUGGAGCAGAUAACCUCAGGGGGACCGUUCUGCUUAGUUCAAGCCCUAAUGAAAGCCACAAGGCUGAUGAAAAACAUAACAUUGGACUGCAAAGUGAUGCACCAAGCGCAAUAGUCAAGAGUUCACAGCACAUAAACCAGCUAGAAUCCUGCCUCUCCAACUUAAAAGAACUGAUCUCUGAUCUAGGGUCAUCACUUGUUCAACUUGAAGGAAAUUGGGAGGAUAGGCCUGAUGAGGGCAAUGUAGUAAAGCAAUACCAAAGGAACAAUGAGGGUACAAAAGGACAAUCACUUGAGUCUUGCAGAAGCAUGCUCGGAAACACAGACGAUCAAAACAACAGCAGCAAAGACCAUUUUCUGUCAAUCCUGCAGGAUAAAGGAAAAGAGGUGAAAUCAGAAAAGCUCAGUCUGGUCAACACCUUUACCGUUCAGGGCAAAAUCAAUGACAAAGCAUUCAACAUGAGUUCUGGACAGCUCGAUGAAAGCAGAAAGCAACAGCCACCACCUGAAUGUGUGCUCUCUUUAUCACAGUGGAUGCCAAUUCCUGAUGUUUUCAGAAAUGUUCUAUCAGAACCCACAGUUCCUCACGAUGUUCCAGUACUGUUGGACAGCAGUUCACAUAACACAGAAAAAAACAAUGAAUUGGCUGAGGAUGGUCAUAACUCCACUAACAUGCUCUCUGUCAACCAGUCCUUUAAUGUGGACAUGCCGUCUGAGGUGCAGCUUCUUGAGGGUUCAGGAUCUGAGCAGGACUCAAGCAACCAGUUGGUUCAAGGGAAGGGACUGACCCCCGUGAGUGUGGCAGGUAUCGAGAGCAUGUCAUCCAAGAAGGUCAAACGGAGACUCCUCAUGCAUGUGACAGAUAAUUAUCCUGAUAGGACUUCAGCACCCUGCAGUGAGGACCUGGCAGCGCUCAUCCCCAGCUACAGUACUUCCAGAGGGAGUGACAGUCUUGUGGAGGAACUGAAACAGGUCCAUGCUGCUCAGGUCAGAGCCCUGCAAGAACAGCACAGGAAACAGCAGGAAGAACUGUGUCAGGCACUCACAGUCCGUUACUGCUUGCUCCAGAGCUCGUCCUUCCCGUGCUCUCUGUCAGGCUCUCAUCUUGGGGACACCGUGACAUUCUCAAAGCUCCCUCAGCCCCUCAGCUCUCACCUAGAGCACUGCCGCCCCCUGCUGUUAGCUGCUGUCAAAGGCUAUCUGACACGCAGACUGCUCAGGACUGCGAGAGUGGCACAGCUAGUGGGCACCAUCAGGGAGACACAACAAUUCAUGCAGGCUUUGCAGCUGCCUAGUCCCAGAGGUGAAAUCUGUAGCCAAAAUGAUCGUAUAUUCCUGCAGCAAGUCUCUCGGCAGCUGCGAGCGUCGCGUUACGAGAUUUACGACAUCUUCUUCUGCUUGUCAGUGGCUGAAAGGAUGCAGCUGAUUAGUUUGGACAGAGAGCAGGCAAGGAAGAGAGUGCUCAGACGGCAGAUGGGCCACACAAACUGUCCGAAAGGAAAGAGUUUUUUGUCUGCUGGAACACAAAAGUCUCUACAGACUAAAAGAGGCAUCUUGAUCCAGAAAAAGGUGUCAGAAAGACGCACAGGAGUUGUGACGACUAAACACAAGACAGGAUUUACUAGCGAGCAGCCGCUCGCAACCAAGCGUGGCCAGUCGAGAACAAAGCCUGCAGCGAUUUCUCAGAGAUGGUACUCCAGCAGACCCCGAUGACACUUGCUCAUUUGGCCCCACUAAAAACUUUUUUAUCUACAUUUACCAAAGUUGGGCUCGCGUUGAACUAUUGUAGUGUCUGAUUUCCCGUAUAAAUUACAGAACGGGUUUCUGGUGGCCUGCAAAUGGACAGUUUUGUGUGGGGAUCAAUACAUAUAAACAUCAUAGCUAUGCCAGUCACUUCAACAACAGCCUUGGGUUUAUCAAAUAUUUGCUCUCGUGAAAUAACAUGAACCAUUUUUUUUUUUGGUUUUUUUUCCCGGUCGUUUGUUUAUAUGUGCCCUGCGAUUGGCUGGCAACUGGUUCAGGGCGUACCCCACCUCCUGCCCGAUGAUAGCUGGGAUUGGCUCCAGCACUCCCGCGACCCUAGUGAGGAUAAGGGGCUCAGAAAAUGGAUGGAUGUAUGGACGGUCGCCCAGUGUUUCCUCAAUUCAAGAUGGAAAGUACAGGCACUACAGAUUUAUUGUCUUUGAAGAAUCUGAGCAACUGACUGAUUCAGUGAUACAUUACAGUAUUUUGAGGCCCUUGUUUGGACUUUCAUACCUAAAUAUGUAAGUCCACGCUCCCCAAGUGUUGCCUUAUUUAUCUGGCCUGUUAUUGGUUUGCUUUAUAUAUCUACCUAAGAUGCCACUCGUUUUUUUUUUAAUCCAGAGUUAAGUUUGUGUAUUUAUAUUUGUAGGUAUGUUAUGUAUUAUUAGUUCGAUAAUAAACAUUUUCACAUAAUUA
This is a messenger RNA of Phyllopteryx taeniolatus (common seadragon), 7913 nucleotides long. RefSeq names its product centriolar coiled-coil protein 110 (gene cp110). Lineage: Eukaryota; Metazoa; Chordata; Actinopteri; Syngnathiformes; Syngnathidae. Bases 4122 to 7187 code for a protein of 1021 amino acids. The transcript has 9 exons. The record is from RefSeq and is a predicted model, not a curated record. Gene Ontology annotation, biological process: regulation of cytokinesis; centriole replication; centrosome duplication. Gene Ontology annotation, cellular component: centriole.